Molecule: messenger RNA, 2109 nt
Organism: Coregonus clupeaformis (lake whitefish)
Lineage: Eukaryota; Metazoa; Chordata; Actinopteri; Salmoniformes; Salmonidae
Product: meiosis-specific nuclear structural protein 1-like
Biological process (GO): cilium organization
Cellular component (GO): motile cilium
Source: RefSeq, a predicted model, not a curated record
UGUAUGUAUAUAUGUGUGUGGAUGGGUGGGUGAUAUGUUUUUGAAUAACUAUUGUGUCAAUAACUGCUACUUAUUCUGCGCAGCAUCUGUACUUUAGGGAAGACGGGAGACCAAGCAGACUUUUUAACCAAUUACAUUCGAGUUUAUUGUUAGGCACAAAAGGCGCGAUGUUACCAAGACGACUGGAAGCAAAACAAAUAGAUCAAAGUGGCAGAUGAAGAAGAAGCUUUCAUUAAAUGUCUUCCUGGUGAAACAAUCAACGAGAGGCUUGCAACAGCUCCACGCAAUGAUGGCUUCAAUGAGCCAGCGGCGCAACAUGACGCACAGUCAGCAGCAGAGGGUGACCUCGGAAUUUCGACAGCAGGAGGAGCAACGAGAAGAUCUGACAAAACGCAUCACUAAGGACAGACAGAUGCAAGCCAAUCUAAUGAGUGAGGAGAGACUUGAAAAGAAGCGAUACCUACGCAAGGUGCAAGACGAGCUGCACGAAAGCCAAAUUGAGGAUGCUCUCAUCAAGGCAGAGGAGGAGAGAAUAUACAAGGAAAAGCAACUAGAACAAGAGGAGAGAAUGGCACAAGAACUGGCCCGCAUCAGCUAUGAAAAGCUUAGAGAUGAAAAAAUGAGGCAAUAUAUAAAAGAGAACAGUGUUGAACUCCGUGAGUUAGAGGGGAAGCUCAAGUCUGCAUACCUAAACCGGGAGAGGGCCGCACAGAUUGCUGAAAAGGAGUCUAUGAGAUAUGAGACAGUGCGGCAGGAGGCUGAUAUUGCUCGUAAGAUGAAGAGCGAGCAUGAGCGGGCCUCUGUGGAGCAGGAGAAGCAAGACCAUAAGCGCUACGAGGAGGUGGUGCAGUACCAGCAGGAGCUGGAGCAGCAGCUGGAGGAUAAAGAGCACAAGAGACAGGAGGCUUAUGAGGAGUUCCUCAAGGAGAAACUCAUGGUCGACGAAAUCGUCAGGAAGAUCUAUGAGGAGGAUCAAAUGGAGAGGCAGUUAAGACUGGAGAAGAUAACAGCCACUCAAAGGUACAUAGAGGAGUUCAAGAGCCAGCAGACGGAGUGGAGACUGAUGGAGCGGGAGAAGAUGGAGGCUGAGAACAGACGCAUCCUGGAAUUUGCCAGUUACCAGCAGCGUAAGGAGAAGAACAGAAUGGAGAAAGUCAGAGAACGAGAGCAGGCAAAAGAACAUCUUCACCAGAUGCUCACUGAGAAGAUUGAAAUGGAGAGGCAGCAGCGUGACGAGAUGGAGCGUGUUCGUGAAGAGCUUUGUCUGGAGGAGCAAGCCGAGGCUGCAAGGCAGAAACAAAUCGAGGAGAUGGAGAAGAGAAUCAGACAGAGGCUGGAGUUGCAGCAGACCUGCCAAGAGCAAAUAGCCUUCAAGGAAAUGCGGAGGCAGGCUGAGAAGGAGGAGGAGGAGGCCUUCAGGCAGAUGAUGAUGGCCAAGUUUGCUGAGGACGACCGCAUAGAGCAGAUGAAUGCCCAGAAACGCCGCAUGAAGCAGCUUGAGCACAAGAGGGCUGUGGAGAAACUGCUGGAGGACAGGAGACAGCAGUACCUGGCUGACAAGGAACGUGAGGCUGAAGAAAGAGCAAUUGAACAGGAGAGGGAGGCAUUGCGUCGACAGAUCAUUGAGGAGGAAAGGCGAAGACUUCUCAAACUCCAUGCCACAAAACUGCUGGGCUAUCUACCUAAGGGCAUAUUCCGGGAAGAUGACCUUGAACACUUUGAUGAGGACUUCAGAAGCAAUUUCCAAAAGCGACAGGCCGACAUCUUUGAUGAAGAGAGCUGGGGAGAUGAUGAAUAACCACUUUCUAUACUACACCACUAGAUGGCAGUAUUGGGUAGAUGCCGUGUAGUGUUUGUUUUGGUGUAUCAAAUGAUGGAUUUCUUAUGGCGAUGGUGUACUCAAAAAUGUAUUAAGUUGCAAUGACACAUUUGUAUUCCACUAGCUGCAUAUCACAUAUAAAUCAUAUCAUGGAGGUGCAUAAAUGUUCAGGUGAAGUCAUUUGGUAAUUUAAAAAACUACACAAUUUCCUUUAUUAGGUGAUGAUGCAACUACAGUUUAAAUUGCUUUAACCCAUUAUUCUAAUAAAAUGCUAACCUUUUCAAAUCCAA